AGAUCACACCAAUGAAGCUCCCGUUGAACCCCAAAACACAAUGAAGCCCCACCUCCACAUCCUCACCUCUAAUUUUAACCCCUCACCUCCACCUCACCUCCUACUACGACGCCGUCCACUUCCCUCUCCCCGCCUCCUCACCGCAUCUCUCUCCGAUCACAAUGCUCGCCGCCGCCUCUCCUUCGUCGAAUAUUCCCUCGCUCGACGCUCCGUCGUACUCACUCCCCUCCUCGCCGCCGUCGGCUCUUCGCUCCUACAACAAUCGCAGUCGUUGGCCGCGGAGGUAACCUCAUCUCCCCCGCCGGUCACUUCGCCUCCUCCUACUAAGGUGGUGGAAGAGGAAGCGGUUGUUUUGGCGAGGAUAUACGACGCGACGGCAAUAGGGGAGCCGUCGGCGUUGGGGAAAGAUAGAAGAGUAUGGGAGAAGCUGAUGAAUGCCAGGAUUUUAUUAGGAGAAGCUGAGCAAGUUCCGAUUACUGAUGAUAAAGAAUUGGAGCUUGAGAUUGUUAAGAAUUUGAAAAGACGAUGCGUUGAGAGCGAGAGGCCGUUGGCUCUGGCUCUCGAAGCUUUUCCUUCUGAUUUACAAAGUCAACUCAAUCAGUUUAUGGCUAAAAGGAUAGAUGGAGAGGAACUGAAAUCUUAUGUUUCACAUUGGCCAACUCAAAGGUGGCAGGAGUAUGAGCCCAUUUUAAAUUACUGUCGGGAUAAUGAAGUUCGCCUUGUUUCUUGUGGAACUCCUUUAAAGAUCGUAAGGACUGUGCAAGCUGAAGGCAUUCGUGGCCUCUCUAAGGAUGAGCGCAAGGCAUAUGCUCCUCCAGCUGGUUCAGGUUUCAUCUCAGGGUUUAGUUCUAUUUCACGCAGAUCAUCAAUGGAUAAUCAUUUCCCAACUCAGUCGAUUCCAUUUGGUCCAAGUUCAUAUUUAUCUGCACAAGCAAGAGUGGUUGAGGAAUACAUGUCCCAAAUUAUUUUGAAAGAAGUUUCAGAUGGAGGUGGUACAGGUUUGUUAGUCGUGACUGGUGCAAACCAUGUCCAAUUUGGUUCUAGAGGGACAGGGGUGCCUGCCAGAAUUUCUAAUAAGAUUCAGAAAAAGAACCAAGUGGCUAUACUUCUUAAUCCUGAAAGGCAGUACAUAAGAAGAGAAGGAGAUGUCCCUGUUGCUGAUUUCUUGUGGUAUUCUGCAGCCAGACCAUGCAGUAGAAACUGUUUUGAUCGUGCUGAAAUUGCUCGAGUUAUGAAUGCAGCUGGCAGGCAGCGAAAUGCCCUGCCCCAGGAUCUUCAAAAAGGACUUGACCUUGGUUUAGUAUCUCCAGAGGUCCUGCAGAACUUUUUUGAUCUGGAGCAAUAUCCUCUUAUUUCAGAGCUUACACACCGUUUCCAGGGAUUCAGGGAAAGAUUGUUAGCAGAUCCCAAGUUCUUGCAUAGACUAGCUAUAGAAGAAGCUAUAUCAAUAACAACUACUCUCCUGGCACAGUAUGAGAGGCGUAAAGAAAAUUUCUUUGAAGAGCUUGACUAUGUUAUUACAGACACUCUCCGAGGAAUAGUUGUUGAUUUCUUUACCGUAUGGCUUCCUGCCCCAACUAUCUCAUUCCUCUCAUAUUCUAAUGGAGCUGACAACAUGGAUGCGUUGAAAGGACUCCUUGGUUCAAUACCUGAUAAUGCAUUUCAGAAGAAUGUUGCAGGAAAGGAUUGGAAUCUCAUUCACAGGUUAGCAUCUGUGAUUGUUGGUGGUCUAAAACUGGCUAGUGUUGGAUUUAUUUCCAGUAUAGGAGCUGUGGCUUCCUCGAAUAUUUUGUAUUCAGCUCGCAAAGUCCUUAAUCCAAAGUUGGUUUCUAACCAACAAAUUAAAAGAUCACCGAUACUCAAAACAGCUCUUAUCUAUGGAGGCUUUCUAGGGACAUCUGCAAAUCUUCGUUAUCAGAUUAUUGCCGGAAUAGUGGAGCACCGGAUUUCGGAACAAUUUUCUUCUCAAACCUUUCUUGUGAAUAUGCUUUCGUUUGUUGCUCGGACCGUCAAUUCUUACUGGGGAACUCAGCAAUGGGUUGAUCUCGCUCGCUUCUCGGGAUUGCAAAGUCGGAAGAACGAAGAAUCUUCUUACCAGACUUCAGAUUCUCCUAAUCCGACUGCACUAGAAUGCAGCGCAGGAGAAGAGGCCAAUAUCGAUGAAUUCAAGAAUCAGUGAGGUGAAUUUGUAUCUUACGUUGUCAUUUUAAUCCGUAACUUAUCUUUGCCUUAUGCCCCUCAGAACCACAGUACACACAAACAAAUCCUGAAAUACAUAUUCUUUAAAAUUUUGGACGACGACGAGGAUGCUGCAAACACAUUACGUGUACAUUGAUUCAGCUUCGCUUGAAAUCAUGCAAUAAGAGAAUGUUACGGUUUCAUCCUUGAUUUUGAGACGUUUUCUCCAGAACAAGAUAGGUUGAAUUUAAAAGCUCAUUUGUAUAU
Messenger RNA from Hibiscus syriacus, 2445 nucleotides. Its product is annotated as protein RETICULATA-RELATED 6, chloroplastic-like. The record is from RefSeq and is a predicted model, not a curated record. Lineage: Eukaryota; Viridiplantae; Streptophyta; Magnoliopsida; Malvales; Malvaceae.